GGGGUCUUUCAAGUUAGCCUGUUAGCUGAUCAGGAACGUUAAGGUAGCUAACGUUACAGUCAAAAGAACAAGGCAGUGGUUUCAUUCAUAGACGUUGUUGUCUGACAGAUGUGUAAAAACGACGUGUCGUUUUACGCGCAUCACGCCUAAUUUUCUGUAAAUACAGUUACAGGUUUCAGGAAAGUUUGAACGACUUUGGAGCGGUCUUGAAGUUUCUUGGUGGAGAAGAACAUUUGAUAUGGCGACUGCAACUCCUAGCCGCGCUGAAUCUAGCCGGGGUGCCGCAACACCGCUGUCCCCAACGCGUAUUUCGCGCUUGCAAGAGAAAAAGGAGUUGUCACAAUUGAAUGAUAGACUCGCCGUUUACAUUGAUCGUGUUCGGUCAUUGGAAUUGGAAAAUGAUCGUCUUAUGGUGAAAGUGUCCGAGAAGGAGGAGGUUACUACACGAGAGGUUACAGGGAUUAAGGCUCUGUAUGAGGCGGAGCUUGCGGAUGCCAGGCGUGUCCUUGAUGAGACUGCACGGGAGAGGGCCAGACUACAGAUUGACCUCGGGAAGGCGACAGCAGAGCUUGAUGAGGUCAACAGGAACUACAAGAAGAGGGAUGGAGACCUUGUUCUGGCCCAGGCCAGGAUUAAGGAACUGGAGGGACAGUUCAACCAGAGUGAGGCCGCCCUCAACACUGCACUGAGUGAGAACAGUGCCCUAUCUGCAGAGAUUGCAGAUUUGAAAGCACGGCUGGCCAAGGCUGAGGAUGCUCAUGCAGUUGCUAAGAAGCAACUGGAGGGUGAGACUCUGAUGCGUGUUGACCUGGAGAAUCGCUGUCAGAGCCUUGCAGAGGAUUUGCAGUUCAGGAAAAGCAUGUUUGAGGAGGAGGUGCGAGAGACCAGGCGGCGGCGUGAGAGGCGCACUGUGGAGGUGGACAGCGGAGUGCAGCCAGACUACGAGUCCAAACUGGCACACGCUCUCCAGGACCUUCGCAGGCAGCAUGAGGAGCAAAUGCAAAUCUACAAAGACGAACUUGAACUCACUUUUCUGUCCAAGCUUGAUAAUGCUAAAGUAUCAUCUGACAUGAAUGACAAGUCCCUGAGUGCAGCCAGAGAAGAGGCCCAGGAGUCUCGUAUGCGGAUUGAGAGCCUGUCCUACCAACUGUCUGCCUUGCAGAAGCAGGCAGCAGCUGCAGAGGACCGUGUCCGUGAGCUGGAGGACCUGCUGGCUAGCGACCGAGACAAGCACCGCCGGCAGUUGGAUGCCAAGGAGCGCGAGAUGGCCGAGAUGCGAGACUGCAUGCAGCAGCAGCUCAAUGAAUACCAGGAGCUGCUGGACGUCAAGCUGGCUCUGGACAUGGAGAUCCAUGCCUACCGCAAGCUUCUGGAAGGCGAGGAGGACAGACUGAAGCUGUCUCCCAGUCAAUCCUCCAAGGUCAUCGUCUCCCGUGCAACAGGCAGCAGCAGCUCCUCUCGCUCCUCGCGAGUAAAGAGGAAGCGUGUGGAGCUGGAGGAGUCUGUAACCGUCAGUGCCCCCAAAAUUCACAUCAACCAGGAGGCAGAGGCCAGCGGCAGCAUUACAAUUGAGGAAAUCGACAUGGAGGGGAAAUCAGUCACCCUCAAGAAUAACUCUGAUGAGGACCAGUCCCUUGGUAGCUGGAGGCUGAAGAGGCAAAUUGGUGAUGAGGAGGAGAUUUCCUACAAGUUUAGCCCCAAGUACGUCCUCAAGGCCGGCCAAACUGUGACGGUUUGGAGCAGCGACGCAGGGGUGGCACACAGCCCGCCCAGCAACCUCCUGUGGAAGAGUCAGAGUUGGGGCAUUGGAGACGAAGUUCUCACCACUCUAGUGAAUUCAGAUGAAGAGGAGGUUGCCAAGAGGACAGUCACAAAAAUCACAGAGGAGGUGGAGAAUGGUGAUGAAGAAAAUGGAGACUAUGAUGAAGAUGUUUUGUACCAGCAGGGAGAUCCAAAGAGGGGGUCCAGGGAAUGUGCAGUCAUGUGAAGAGCGUGGAGACCUCAGCCCAGUUUUUCUCUUACAAUCCUUUUAUUCUGUAGAGCCACUAUUUUUGUAUACUUCAGUCCUAGGAUCUUGAUUAAUCCCAAAUACCCAUUUGACUUGAUUAGUUUUUUUUCUUUGUUUGUAAACGGACCUCAUUUCCAGGUUAUCUUGAACAAUUGCAGCCAUUAUAUCAAAAUGAGUGAAAAUGGGGAUACCUUCCAUAUAAGUCUCAGUACUUUUUGAAGCAGAAAUUCAUGUUUAUGAAUGAAUUAUAGGAAUCACACUUCCCUACCGUCAAAAGGCCUCGCAUUAGUGUGCAUCACUGCUGAGAUAUUGCCACACAUCUCCAAGUCCUUUAAGCUCAGAAUUGUUUUCCAUCCCAGUUUGUAGUGAAUGACGGCCAGUUAAUUCUGUAAUGAAGAAUCUUCAGUUUCAAUCAUUACAAAAAAAUAGUACAAAAACAGCUCAGAACCUCAAUGAGCACCAUUGUGUAACUUGCUGAAAUUGUUUAUUGUAAUUAAUGGUUAUGCAAAUCGUGACAACAUAGAGGUAUUUUGUGAAGUCUUUUAUAUGGCUUGGAGAGGAACUCAACCUCUAUCAUGUAUUGUACAGUAGAGUGUAACUGACAGCUGAUGCAUUGAUGCUUUUUCUUUUAUAGAUAGAGAGGCUUUGCUGAUCAGAUGAGCAGGGUGGAAAUUUAAUGAAAUUGGUACUCUAAAAUGGAUUCAUUGGUCAAACAUUUCUUAAAGUAUUAAGAUGCAAAUUAUGUGCAUGCUAUACCCUAGACUCUAUACCAUAGGUAUAGUGUUUCUGUCCCUGUCUAACACAAGUAAAUUGCUUGUCAGUGGUAAUUUAGUCUGCCGUUUUAUGCAAAAUUAACAUUGCAGCGGUAUUGUUACACCAAAGAAAAAUUUAACAGGAAUCGGUUUUGUACUUUCGAUGCUGAGCUUAUUAUAUGUAUGUUCAGAGAUAUUGAGACAGCGUUGAGUAUUUGCCUUAUAAAAGAAAGUGAUCAUUGUUUGCAAACGGUAUGAGGGCAACAGGUGUACAGUUUCAGGGUUAAGUUUGGCUUACCUGUGGGGUAUACUACGAAUCUCGAUUAGUGGGUUAGCGAGGUAUGUUGUGCUCAAAGCCAGGGUAUACUGUGACACGAAAGUGGAUCUGUUUUAGUGUCACUAUAUCACCAUGGUAUCUUAUGCUGUCAACCAAACCUGGUCGGGAGGAGGUUAUGUGCUAAGUUAUAGCUCAAAUCGUGUAAUCUACUGCCCACUGACCAAUCAAUUAUCUUAAAAGUUAUCUCAUAUAGGAUUCUGUCAUAUAUCUUACAGGUGGAGCUCCGCCUCUACUAACAUUUUGGAUCUCGAAUGCACAUUAAUAGUGCUGUGCGUGCAAAUAUCCCACUAUGGACGUGCAUACCAUACAACAACUG
Molecule: messenger RNA, 3413 nt
Organism: Alosa alosa (allis shad)
Lineage: Eukaryota; Metazoa; Chordata; Actinopteri; Clupeiformes; Clupeidae
Gene: lmnb2
Product: lamin B2
Exons: 12
Coding region: 239-1987 (582 amino acids)
Source: RefSeq, a predicted model, not a curated record